UCCGGGGUUGCACAGCAACUGUUUCCGUGUUCACCUUCGACAACAUGGCGGCGCCCGUCGGCCUCCACCUGGAGUUUCGAGGUGGUGCUGAGCUGCUCUUCAAUGGAGUGAAGGAGCAACAUGUCACAUUGCCCAGCCAGUCAACACCAUGGGAUAUUCGGCAGCUUCUGAUAUGGAUCAAAAACAACUUGCUCAAAGAGCGGCCGGAGCUUUUCAUUCAAGGUGACUCUGUGAGGCCUGGUAUCCUGGUUCUGGUCAACGAUGCCGACUGGGAAUUAAUGGGCCAGUUGGAUUAUAAACUGGAGAACCGAGACAACGUCGUUUUUAUAUCAACAUUGCACGGCGGCUAACGAAACAGUUUGUUUCUGUAAUUUGUUAAACGAAAAAGAAAGCGACCAGAAGCUUCUCUGAAACACCAUUUAACCGUGUAUUAAAGCGAUGGCAGCAUUAUUCGCGACGCUAUCCGAAUCUGCUGUUUGUAAUAUACAGGCGGUUUGACCCGCGGUGCAUUAGGAUUACAAAUGAGACUGAGAACAUCACUGUUCAUGUAAAGAUGGUGAACUGUAAAAUAAAAUAAGCUCCUCUGAUCCUUAAAAUCCUUAAUCCCUAUUUAAAAGCAAAGUGGUUGUGAUAAUAUUACUUUGACAAUAACGUUACAGAUUUUAACGCCCUGUAGUCAAUUUCCGCCCGUUUCAAACGUUGCUUUUUUUUUGGUCAACGACUGUAAUUUUCUCCGAAGUAAAUUGAUAUGAAAUCA
This is a messenger RNA of Stegostoma tigrinum, 757 nucleotides long. RefSeq names its product ubiquitin related modifier 1 (gene urm1). Gene Ontology annotation, molecular function: protein tag activity. Gene Ontology annotation, biological process: tRNA thio-modification; protein urmylation. The coding region runs from base 45 to 350 and encodes 101 amino acids. The transcript is spliced from 5 exons. The record is from RefSeq and is a predicted model, not a curated record. Gene Ontology annotation, cellular component: nucleus; cytoplasm. Lineage: Eukaryota; Metazoa; Chordata; Chondrichthyes; Orectolobiformes; Stegostomatidae.